CUGUGCUUCUGAGUGUUUUAUGUUGGUGCACACUUUGCUACUUAAAAAAUGCAAGAUUUUAUGUUUAUGUCUUUUGAACUUCUUCUAUUUUAAUUUUUUUUGUAAUGGGAUUUUCUUGAUUAUUCUUUCUUUUCUUUUUCAUGGUCUGGGGUUUGUAAUUUAAUGCAGUUUAUGCACUCUGAUGCAUGUGGGUAUAUAUCACCCGGAUCUCUUGAAAAUGGUCAUUAUAUGUUUGAUUGAAUUGUUUCUUGAUUGAGUUGUAUUUUUGUUAUUCAUGUUUUAUUUUUACUUAAAUAGUACUCUAGUUUAUUUACUGUUAUCUUAGAUGGUUCAUUCUUUACAUAUUGAGCUUAAUUUUAAUUUUUCGGGUUGUUACUGCUCAGUACCAAGUUUUUCUUGAAAUUCUGUAAUUUAUCAUACAUUCCUUUAGUUGUGACUUCUUAAUCUUGUAAAAUCGGAAUGGCCCUUCCUGGAGCUCGUAGAGAUGGAGUAGAAUUGAGGAUUCAUGAAACUUUGGAAGAGCUGAGCACCGAUUUAGCAGAUUAUAUAUCUGACUUGUCGGAGAUGACUAUCAAAGAGCGAGGUGCUUUUUGCAUCGCUAUAUCUGGUGGUUCGCUUGUAAGCUUGAUGGGGAAACUAUGUCAAGCACCUUAUCUCAAGACAAUUGAUUGGGGAGGAUGGCACGUGUUCUGGGCUGAUGAACGUGCUGUUGCUAAAAAUCACGCUGACAGCAACUAUAAGCUGGCAAAGGAUACUUUCUUGUCCAAGAUUCCCUUUGUUCCAAGUUAUCUGCAUUCGAUUAAUGACUCGUUGACCGCUGAAAAAGCUGCUGAAGAGUAUGAGUUUGUCAUCAGACAGCUAGUAAGAACCCGUGUAAUUGGAGCGUCCGAGAUUAGUGACUGCCCCAAGUUCGACUUGAUUGUGCUAGGAAUGGGCUGUGAUGGUCAUGUUGCAUCACUAUUCCCAAACCACUCCGUGCUUAAUGAGAAAAGUGAUUGGGUAACUUAUAUCAUCGAUUCCCCUAAACCCCCACCAGAGAGAAUCACAUUUACUCUGCCUGUAAUCAACUCGUCCUCCAAUGUAGCUGUGGUUGUAACGGGGAGCAACAAAGCAGAUAUGGUCCAUUUGGCAAUUGAUGAUGUUGGACCUGAAUGUCCCUCAGUGCCUGCCAAGAUGAUUCAUCCAAUUGAUGGUAAGCUAUUAUGGUUUCUGGACAAGUCGGCUGCUUCCAAGCUUGACGGGGCAACUCAAUUUUCCGACUAGAUCACUUCCCUUGUAGAAUGUAGCGCAAGUAUCUGAGGAAGAAUCUUAAGCCCAUCACAUUACUGAAUGUCCUAAUCCUGCACACUUGGCCUUGUGUCAAAAGCUUUUUUAGGAUAUUGUCGAUGCACAAGAGUGUAUAAUUUUCGUUUUGACUUGUCCGUUGAAGUUAAUUUUCUCUUCCCUUUUUCAA
Molecule: messenger RNA, 1453 nt
Organism: Daucus carota subsp. sativus
Lineage: Eukaryota; Viridiplantae; Streptophyta; Magnoliopsida; Apiales; Apiaceae
Product: probable 6-phosphogluconolactonase 2
Exons: 4
Coding region: 460-1263 (267 amino acids)
Biological process (GO): pentose-phosphate shunt; carbohydrate metabolic process
Molecular function (GO): 6-phosphogluconolactonase activity
Source: RefSeq, a predicted model, not a curated record